CUGCGUCUAUAGUCUGUGGUCUCAUGGAAGGAAAUAAGGAUAUCCUUGGACUGCAGAUCUUUUUUGAUUGUGAAUUUGUGUAUCAAACAAUCAAUGUAAUUAGUACUUAAAUGUGUGUAAUCGUAGGGCAAACGUGUUAUUUAUAAUGUCGAACCACACAAUAGAUGGUAAACUGAAAGGUUUAGAGGAGCGCUUCCAGAACGAGUUGCGUAUGCGAAAAGAAGGUUCUUUUCAUAGUCAAGGUGCACUUGGGUCUAGUAGACCUGGCAGCGGACGGAGGCCUAACAAACCCUUAUUCGGCAAGGAUAUACCCGCGUUCCCGCCACGGUCGCCACAUGCGGCGGAGACGGAGAACAGGAUGAGGGAGGUCCACAAGGUGAGCGGCAACCUGACCGUGAACAACGUGCAGUUCCGCUCGAACGUGGACGACCUCAUCCACCUCGGCGAGCUCGGCAGCGGCACCUGCGGGCACGUGGUCAAGAUGAUGCACAAGCCCUCGGGCGCCGUCAUCGCCGUCAAGCAAAUGCGGAGGUCGGGCAACUCUGAGGAGACGAAACGUAUUCUGAUGGAUCUUGACGUAGUAUUGGGCUCACACGACUGCCAAUACAUAGUGCGUUGUCUCGGCUGUUUCGUGACCGACGCCGACGUGUGGAUCUGCAUGGAACUGAUGGCGUCCUGUUUCGACAAGUUGCUCAAGCGACUGGGCGCGCCCAUCCCCGAGGCGAUACUCGGCAAGGUCACCGUCGCGACGGUGAACGCACUAUCGUACCUGAAAGACACGCACGGCGUCAUCCAUCGUGACGUCAAACCGAGCAACAUACUGCUGGACGAACGCGGGAACGUGAAGCUUUGCGACUUCGGUAUAAGCGGGCGACUGGUCGACUCCAAGGCCAAGACUAGGAGCGCCGGCUGCGCGGCGUAUAUGGCACCUGAACGAAUCGACCCGCCGGACCCUCAACGGCCCGACUACGACAUCCGCGCCGACGUGUGGUCGCUCGGCAUAUCGCUGGUCGAGCUGGCCACCGGCGUCUUCCCUUACAUGAACUGCCAGAACGACUUCGAAGUGCUCACCAAGGUGAUAUCGGACGACCCGCCGCAACUGCCGGAAGACAGCAACUUUUCACCAGAAUUCAAGUCUUUCGUAUCACAAUGUCUAACGAAGAACUACAGACAACGGCCGAAGUACGCUAAACUAUUGGAACACCCGUUUGUAGUGAAAUCGGCGAGAAGUAACGUGUCCGUGGCGGACUGGUACGCCAAUAUCACGGGGGGACACCCCACUCCGGCCAAGACCGUGACAACAACAGCGACGCACACAGUGACGAGUGCUCGGGAGUUCGAAGCGCCCGUGACGCCCCAACCCGUCAGGAACAUGGUGACCAGCCAGUGGAACGUGGAGCUCACACCCACGCCCGCCAGGGCGUGGUGGGCGUCGGCAGGCCCGCACGCCGGAGGCAGCUCCUCUCAGCCCGCGAGCCUCGAGACGGACUUCGCGAACCACUCGCCAUAUCCUCGGCGCAGGACGCUAGAGGCAUGCGCAUCGCCGCCCCCGCCGCCGGCGCGGCGGGUCUCCGCGGACAACCGGUGGCGGCCCUCGCCCGCGAGCUCGGGCAACACUAGUCCUAUAGUUCUACAGAGGUUCUACCACCAGAGCCAGCAGCGGCGGUCGCGGGUCGACCUGCACGCCACGCCCCGCCACCGGAGCCUAAGCCGGGAGCACAGCACGGGGCGGUCGCCGGAGCCCCCGCCGCGCACGGGCCGCCCGCACCCCAUGCUCGGACACGAGGCAAACGGAGUGGACUUGGAGCCGCCGUCGCUUCACGACCGGUUGCACCCACACCCGCCGUCGCCGCUCCUGCUCAACAAUAGGUACGCGAGGUUAUCUGAAGGGCGCAGCCAAAGCCUUACCCGCGCCGAGCCCCGGAACGGGUUCCGCACGGACCUGCCCGCGCCGCACGCGCCGCGGCACCGCCACGACGACCAAGGCUGGCUUCACUCGCUCGCUGGGCUCCUCAAGAGGAGGCUGAGCGGUUACGUCAAGUGGCAUCACGUUGCAGGCAGGCGGGAGCCGCACCCGCACUCCAACAGAUGGGCGCCAGCGGAGAGUUGGAGCGUGCCCGCGUCCCCCCUCCCCCCUCGGGCGCCGCCCCCGCGCCCCGCGGACUAGCGCCGCGACACGUGGUACGUCGACAAGUGGCUCCACCGCGUCGCGUACUGCACACCGUAGAGGUAGAGCCACCCACAAACAAGUCACAGUUACGCUUGAAGGUAACCUUACGUCAUGAGAUUACAGGCUAUUAUCGUUUGACAUUACAGCUUGUUAUAAUCAUACUCGACUUGAGAUUAUAAAAAGUUGAGGCAGGCAACCCCGCGUUUCAAAACAAAACUCUACUUAAAAUAACAGACGGGCUUGUUAUUGGUGAUGACAUGAUUAUUUUGUUAUUGUGUAAUUGAUAGUCAAGCUUAUGUCAAAUUGAGCCAAUAUGCAAGCUUGUUAUGGUUAUGUGAAUGUCAAACUCAUUAUGUCAAAUUAAGUCUCAACUAAAUUAAGUAAAACUUUGUACGUCACAUUUAACGGUUCAGGUCUGGUUCAGGUCUAUUUACUUACAAAUUGUGAUUCGGCAUUUCUGGGUUAUUGUCGGCAAGGCUCGUCACUCUUAGAGCAAUUAAAUAAAAUUUAUAUUAAAUGUAUUAACAAGGAAACAAUCAAAGCAAAAAGGGACUUGACAUGACAUAAAAUGCUUUUUCGAGACUUAGAAUAUAUUUUAAAUAUUUCCUGUCAUUUUUUUAAAUCUGUGCCGAUAGCAACCAAGACAUGACGAAUGAAAAAAGUAAUCUACCCGCAUGAACUUUACGACUUAAUGAAUACUAUGUCAAGACUUCUAUAAGCUACACGAGUCAAAGUAGGCCGUUACAUACUUUUACAGCUCGGCAUUGUAUAGUUUGAUUACGGCUUUGGUUUACUCUUCAUGAAAUAUUUAUUGUUAAAGUAGGAAUCAAAUCAAACUAUACACGGCCCAUGUAUUAACAGGUCUAUACAAAUUAAAUCAUGUUAAUUAUACCUAGACACAAAUGUCAGUACGCUUAACGCUGUGCGUUGACUUCCAAGUUAUAUCAAUUGUAUUAAAAUUAUUUUAAACGUGCACUCUUUGCGGCGCGUUACAGUCGAAAGUAUU
Molecule: messenger RNA, 3176 nt
Organism: Cydia splendana
Lineage: Eukaryota; Metazoa; Arthropoda; Insecta; Lepidoptera; Tortricidae
Gene: hep
Product: dual specificity mitogen-activated protein kinase kinase 7-like
Exons: 18
Coding region: 146-2167 (673 amino acids)
Biological process (GO): protein phosphorylation
Molecular function (GO): ATP binding; protein kinase activity
Source: RefSeq, a predicted model, not a curated record